AUGAACUUUCUAAGGACACAAUUAUUCGGAACUAGCUCGCGUCUAUUCAAGUCACAAGUCAGAGCCAUGCAUAUCCAAUCGAUUCCUAUGUGGACGGGGAAAGGCAACAACUAUGCCUACCUCGUAACGGAUGAAUCGACCAAGAAGUCGGUUAUUAUUGAUCCAGCCAAUCCUCCGGAGGUUGCGCCGGAACUCAAGUCUCAGAUUGAUUCUGGCAAGAUUGACCUGACGGCCAUUGUUAACACUCACCACCACUGGGAUCAUGCUGGCGGUAAUAAUGACAUUUUGAAACAAUUCAAGGGCCUUCAGGUCAUUGGUGGCAAGGACUGUGCAUCUGUCACGAAGAUUCCCGCGCAUGGCGAGGAAUUCAAGAUUGGAGAUCGUAUCUCAGUGAAGGCAUUGCACACUCCCUGUCAUACCCAGGACAGCGUCUGCUACUAUAUGCAAGAUGGAGACCAGCGUGUUGUCUUCACGGGCGAUACUCUCUUUAUUGGCGGAUGUGGCCGAUUCUUCGAAGGAAAUGCUAAGGAGAUGCACAAGGCUUUGAACGAGACCCUCGCGGCUCUGCCUGAUGACACCAAGGUUUAUCCCGGUCACGAGUAUACCAAGGCCAAUGUCAAGUUCUGCAUUGCAGUGUCGCAGUCAGAGCCUAUCAAGAAGCUCCAGGAAUUUGCGGAAAAGAACAAGGAGACACAAGGGAAAUUCACCAUCGGUGACGAGAAGCUCCACAAUGUGUUCAUGCGCGUCAAUGACCCCGAGAUCCAAAAGGUAACUGGCAAGACUGACCCCGUGGAUAACAAUGGAGGGGCGAGCGAUACGGAGGCUCAGAAUCACCUGGAGGUUGUGUUCUAUCCCGACUCGAACCACCGUCGCAAGUCCUCCCUUGUUACGAUGGACAAGCCGAGGGUCCAGCCUCACCCAGCUCAGGAUGACAGGACGACCGCCUGCUACGUCCACAACCUCAUUGCGAGCGAGUGGACCUCACCCCCCAAACACCUUAAAGAUGCAGAAGGCCCGGAAGAUGUGAUACAGACAUUGAGAGAGGAUGAGAGCCAAUCCGUGACAAAUACCAAAGGUAUCGAGCCAGAGGAACUGGUCUCAGUGGUCGGCCGUGACAGCAAACCGAUACCCACAAUCAUCGAAUCCCGGCAUCUUACAAAGAGACAGCUAUCAGAUAUGGCUUGGAACGUGCGCAAGCUAUCGAAGAAGCUGGGCAGUAUCAAGCUCAAGCUCACCGUGAAGAAUAUCUUCAUAGUAAGCAAGGCGCAGGACCAGUCGCUGGUAAGUCUGACUCGAAAGGUUACAAAGUGGUUACUAUCCACGGACCGUGACUCUCUAUACGUGGUCUACGUCGAGCGGCGCCUCGAGACGCACCCGGACUUCGGUGCGUUGCAACUAGUACAAGACGAGCCCUCUGCGGAGAGCCGGCUCAAGUACUGGGAUCCCAAGCUUGCUCAAGAACAACCACAUUUGUUUGACUUUGUGAUAACUCUUGGUGGAGACGGAACCGUUCUAUACACAAGCUGGCUGUUCCAGCGCAUCGUGCCCCCUGUACUCUCUUUUGCGCUGGGCUCACUGGGCUUCUUGACCAAUUUCGACUUUGCGGAUUAUCAGAAGAGCCUCGAUAAUGCAUUCCGAGAUGGCGUUUUUGUCAGCCUACGGCUACGGUUCGAAUGUACCAUCAUGCGCAGCAAAGCCCGGAUAAGAGACCCGCAUGCGCGCUCUCUAUCAGACCGUGACCUGGUAGAGGAACUGAUCGGAGAGGAAGGGGAGGACACAUUGACGCAUACCCCAGAUAAGGUGUAUGAGAUUCUCAACGAUGUAGUUCUCGACCGGGGGCCAAACCCAACCAUGUCUCAAAUUGAACUCUUCGGGGACGACGAGCACUUCACAACCCUACUCGCUGACGGAAUAUGCAUUGCUACCCCAACCGGAUCGACUGCUUACAACCUCGCCGCUGGCGGCUCUCUUUCGCACCCCGAAAACCCCGUUAUACUUGUCACCGCCAUCUGCGCUCACACGCUAUCCUUCCGACCAAUUAUUCUACCAGACACCAUUGUCUUGCGCAUGGGUGUGCCGUACGAUGCGCGCACGAGCUCAUGGGCUAGCUUUGAUGGACGCGAAAGAGUCGAGUUACAUCCUGGUGACUACGUUACUGUGUCGGCUUCGAGAUAUCCUUUUGCCAAUGUCUUGCCCCCCGGUGGACAGGGUGAGGGCUGGGUGCAUAGCAUCUCCAAGACUUUGAAUUGGAAUUCGCGACAAAAGCAGAAGAGCUUCAAGUAGCUGAAGUGGAGAAAACGCUUCUCCAGCAUGAUUUCUAGCUCUUUCUGGCUCUUUUUCUUCCUCUUCUAUGAGCAUAUUUGGUGUC
Messenger RNA from Penicillium crustosum, 2368 nucleotides. Its product is annotated as putative NAD+ kinase. The record is from RefSeq and is a predicted model, not a curated record. The coding region runs from base 1 to 2283 and encodes 760 amino acids. Gene Ontology annotation, molecular function: NAD+ kinase activity. Gene Ontology annotation, biological process: NADP+ biosynthetic process; NAD+ metabolic process. The transcript is spliced from 13 exons. NCBI's taxonomy places the organism in Eukaryota, Fungi, Ascomycota, Eurotiomycetes, Eurotiales, Aspergillaceae.